UUGUUGGAGCAUGGAAUCGUUGUUUUGAAGCCUCGAGAGACGUACAUGCUUCACGUUGUUUUUGAGCCCAAACUCUGUGCUUUUUUUCGAAAUGUUCUGCAAAUCAGUGUACUCAAUGCUGAAUGUAUCAAAUAUUCGGUGAGGAUUUUUUUCGGGCUUAUUACCGUUCCAUUACAUGGAAGCGGUGGAGUUGCAGCACUGCGUGUUUUGGCGCAACCGGAGCUACAGAUGCUGCGCGAUGGAGAUGCAUUUUUACGCCUUAUUGUUCUCGAUAAAGAAACGAAGAAACCGGUAAAAGGAUCUGUUGUUACACCAUCGGAUUGUGUUUGCAUACUACGUCGUGGUACCCAGGUAUUUCAGAGUUUUCUGCUUAGAUGA
Messenger RNA from Gongylonema pulchrum, 378 nucleotides. The record is from the annotation of a GenBank genome assembly. NCBI's taxonomy places the organism in Eukaryota, Metazoa, Nematoda, Chromadorea, Rhabditida, Gongylonematidae.